CAUCUUACCCCUCUGCUGGCAAGAGGGGACCUGAUUUGUCCUCACAGUGAAAACUCAUUCCACCCAACUGAUUAAGACAAGGCAGAAGAGAAACUGAAACCCCUUUGCCUCAGAACUAGAAAAGUGAAUGAGCAAGAUCUCUCAACUGACUCACCAUGUUUGUGUCACCCAGGAGAUGGAGUUCCCGAAGGUCCUCCCCAACCAGAGGACCUUCCUAUCUGCCGUCCUCAACAUGCUAUCACUCAGCCUCUCCACAGCAUCCCUGCUCAGCAACUACUGGUUUGUGGGCACACAGAAGGUGUCCAAGCCCCUGUGCGGAAAAGAUCUGGCAACCAAGUGCUUUGACAUGCCGGUGUCCUUGGCUGGGGACAACACCAACACAUCAACCCAGGAGGUGGUGCAGUACAGCUGGGAGACUGGGGAUGACCGGUUCUCCUUCCGCACCUUCCACAGUGGCAUGUGGCUAUCCUGUGAGGAAAUCAUGGAAGAACCAGGCGAGAGGUGCCGAAGCUUCAAUGAACUCACACCACCAACCGAGAGAGAGAUCCUCUGGUUAUCACUGGGAGCCCAAAUCACCUACAUUGGACUACAAUUCACCAGCUUCCUCCUGCUACUAAUGGACUUGCUAUUCACUGGAAACCCUGGCUGCGGACUCAAGCUGAGUGCCUUUGCUGCCAUUUCCUCUGUGCUGUCAGGCCUUCUGGGGAUGGUGGGCCACAUGAUGUAUUCACAAGUAUUCCAAGCAACUGCCGAUUUGGGUCCUGAGGACUGGAGGCCACAUGCUUGGAAUUAUGGCUGGGCCUUUUACACGGCCUGGGUUUCCUUCACCUGCUGCAUGGCAUCUGCUGUCAUCACCUUUAAUAUGUACACCAGGAUGGUGCUGGAGUUCAAAUGCAGGCACAGUAAGACCUUCAAAGAAAACCUGACUUGCCUCCCACAUCACCACCAGUGUUUCCUUCAGCAACUGUCAUUAGCAGCCCACCCGAGGGGACCUUUGACCAGCUGCCACCAGUAUCAAAAUCAGCCCAUCCGCUCUGUCUCUGAAGGAGUUGACUUCUACUCAGAAUUACAGAACAAGGGAUUUCAGCAAGCACCCAGCCAGCAGCUGAAAGAAGUGGUUGGGUCAUCUGUAGAGGAAGAGCAGUGUUAGGAAUAACUGGGUUUAGAGUACAGGCUAAGCCCUACCUUACCUGUUUGUUACCAACAUGUGCUUAAGCC
This is a messenger RNA of Orycteropus afer afer, 1218 nucleotides long. NCBI's taxonomy places the organism in Eukaryota, Metazoa, Chordata, Mammalia, Tubulidentata, Orycteropodidae. The record is from RefSeq and is a predicted model, not a curated record.